Pantherophis guttatus is the source of this 8389-nucleotide messenger RNA. It is a transcript of the gene SUSD6, whose product is annotated as sushi domain containing 6. Lineage: Eukaryota; Metazoa; Chordata; Lepidosauria; Squamata; Colubridae. Gene Ontology annotation, biological process: DNA damage response. The record is from RefSeq and is a predicted model, not a curated record.
GCGGGGGUGGAAGGGUUUUGAAGGCACCUCCCUCUCCCUCUCUCUCCCCCCCCCCUUCGGUUCCUGGCUCUUUGUUACCCGAACGGGUGUAAGACAGACAGCGCGGAAGACGGCUGUUGGGCGCCACAGUCAAGAGUUGCUCGGCUGUUGCCUUGCCAGGCGCUCGCACCUGCUUUCCAGAGCCUGGGAAGGGCGAGACUGCUGGAGGGCUUCCCUUUCAAAGCAGAUGCAGCGGAGGAUGGCUUGCAGAGGUCAAGGGUGGAUUGGAGAGUCGAGGUAAAACUGGAUUCACCAUCUGACUUUAAACAUUAAAAACUUUUGGUGUCUAAAAGAUGUGCCAUGGAAUGGUAGGAGCAAAGAGCACCACAACAUCGUUGCUUGUCUUGAUCAGUCAUGGGAUAUUUUUUCCAUUUUUUAUCUUCAGUUCCUGUAUGGUGGAAGGAUUGGACUCAUACUGUCCACAGCCAUCCAAACCUGAGAAUGGAGGUUACAAAUGUCAUCCAACGCCUUGCAAAGACCCACUGACAUCUGACAGUGUCAUAGAGUAUUUCUGUGACAAAGGUUAUGUAUUGAAAGGAGAUUACAAAUAUUUGACUUGCAAGAAUGGCAAGUGGAAUCCAGAACUGGAGGUUACCUGUAGACUUAGCCAAGAUAAAGGUUCUCCUCCAAGUGUAGGAGUACCCACCUUAUCCAUAGUGGCUACUACAGCAAGUUCAGUUGCUCUCAUCCUUCUCCUAGUUGUAUUGUUUGUUUUGCUACAACCAAAACUGAAGUCAUUUCAUCACAGCAGGCGUGAUCAAGGUGUUUCUGGGGACCAGGUUUCUAUUAUGGUGGAUGGAGUUCAGGUAGCUUUGCCAUCUUAUGAAGAAGCUGUCUAUGGCAGUGCUGGAAACUGCAUACCAUCCUCAGAUACACGGAUACAGAUCGUCCUUUCAGAAGGAGCUGGACAGAGUGAGGCAAGGGAAAUGCAACAGCCACCACCAGACCAAGGGGGUCCCAGUGGCUUUAUUAGGGAGGAUGAAACCCCUGGACGCUCUGGAUUGUGUGAAGCUGGCAGCUCUCACCACUCAGAAACUGUUCUAGUGCAUCAGGCGACCACGUCUUCCUGGGUGGCUGGCACAUCUAGCAGUAAAUCUGGGCACAAAGAGACUUCAGACUCAGAAAACAGCGAUGUACAAAGCCUUUUAUCACUUGCUUCCUCAGAGGAAUACAUGGAUGAUAUUCCAUUGUUGAAAGAAGCAUGAGGGUUACAACGGUCAUCAAAUCUACACACUCUAGUUUCCUUUUCGGAAUGAUGAGCGCUUCAUGCUGGCUUUCCCUUCCCUGAAGUGCUGCACACUGAAUAUUUCCAGAAAAUAUCCCUUAGUUGAAGAUCCAAAGGAUGCCACCAAGACACCAUCUUCAGUGCAUCAGUGGAGUGCACCGUGCCAGCUAUCUUCUCCAUCUCAUUCUAUAAGCAUUAAAGGAGGGCUUUAGAGACUCAAGUUCCUCCAGCCUCUCCUCUUUCCCAGACAGAUGAUUUUGAGUACAGUCUCUGGAGAGUUGCCAUUUACUUGUGCCUUGCUCCUUCUCACACUGGCUCGCUGCAAUUUCUCAUAGGCCUUGCUAGCUUCUGGAUGUCUCAGAAAGCAGGGUCAAACCACAGCUUGCUUUGUUUGGUGCAGAUGGUUUUGUUCUAUUUAUUAACUACAUUAUGAAGGCAAGAAGAAUGCCUUGAGAUGGCCUGAGUGGGAGGGAGUUUAUAAAAUUCACACAUACUGGUUGUAGACCUCAGGUGUUGAAAAUUGUAUAAUCCAUAAUGAAACUGCACAUCAACACAUUAAUAAGCAGUGCUGGCUGUAUUAAAGGGAAUUGCUACCCGCCACUUUAGAAAAAAAUCGCUUAGGCUGCUACUUGUGCUUUGUUUUCCUCAAGGGUAAAGUGACUAUACCUCUCAUAUAUUUGCAUUCAUUCUUUUCUUUUUUAAUUCCAUCACCUCCACUAGGACAUUCUUUAUCUCUUUGAACAUGCUGUGUGGCAUACAUUGAGGGCUGCAGAAAGCUUUGAGAAACUCCCUUGUAUGUAGCCAGAUUUAAGAGCACUUGCAUGGCUAAGCCCAUGGCCUCAUCCUAUCAGCAAUACUGUGGCCGUACUACAGCUGAUCCAAAGCCUUCCAUCUUUGAGUAUAUGAUUGGUUUAGUCUCUUUCAAAUAUCAGUAGAACAUCAGUUUGUUGUGUUGGAGUAGCAUUAUCAUCUGUCACAUGCGUUUCUGUGUCAGCUCACCACAGAGUGAUUUUGGCAUUGCUACUUUAUUUUGUUGCUGUGGUCGAUUUCUGUCCUUGUGGAGGUAUUGCCAGGGCCUGCAUUUUCUUCAGCUAGCAACUGUCAAUUUUUAAAGUAUUGAUCAUGGUUAGCAAGUAUUUAGCUUUUGAAAUUGGUAUGUCCAAUUGCCUUGAAUGAAUUAGUGAUAGCCUGCCUUAAAAAAGAGCCAUGCUGCUGUUUGUCUAGAUGCAAGAGCCUCCCUUCCUCAACAUGCUUUAUUUUUGUGUGUGUGUUGCCUUCUGCAUGCUACUUCCACUUGGAAACUUCUUACUAUGCAGGGAACAUGCUUGUUUACCUCACGUCCUCUCGCACAAGUCUGCUUCUGUUCUUGUUUUUCUAGCUAUCUGUGAACAACGGUCUUGAUGACAUUAUGGAAGUACUGAUUCAAUAGCUUUUCUUCAAGUGAACCUCCCAAAUCAAGACUUUUUGUGUGAUUUCCCAAAGAUUUGUACAACAGACGUAAGCAGCUUAAGUACCAGUUCUCCACCUUGUCCCAGCUCUGGGGACAUGCCAACUGCAGGCAUAAAGAACUUGGAAUGGGAAAUAGUUUUUGCCUCUUUGGAUGGCCGCCCAUAAUCCCUGACUUUAGGUGGCCUGCACAAGCUCAGAAUUAUGAAUAUUCCUGUGAAUAUUCCUGACAGAAAUUUAGUAUUGAAAGCAAAUACUCAGAAAACCACAGCUUGCAUUUUAUCAAAUCAUAAAGAUAAAAUCUCUGACCUUUGUGAAUAUAUUCCUGCAAAUUUGUAGGGUAAUGUAUAUGACAAUCUUAAGGUGUAUAAGUAGAAUUUGCUGUGGCAAUGUGACAAAACUUUAGAACUCUGCAUGGUUUUUUAAAAAAAUCCUUCAGGAUGUGCAGAAGUACUGAGUAAACCAAUAAUUUGCUUGUUUUUAAUAAUAUGACAGAAGCAAACAAUUCUGGAUUUUCCUGGGGCCUGAUACUGGUAUAAAUAUAUAUUGCCUUGGCUUUGAUUCUGCUCUCUUGUAAGUGAAUGGAUACAUAUCAAAUAUAUAUACAUCUCAUUACAUAGAAGAUGUUUCAGUAACAGUUAGUAAGCAAAUGUGUAGGAAGAGCCAGCCAUAACUAAUAUUAUACAGAGGCUAAUAAGGCACUGCAAAUCCGUUGAAAGAGCUGCUUCCAGAUACAAGGCUAUGUACAAAACACCUCUUCCUCAAUCAAACAAAUAUCUUUUUGCCAAGUUUGUGCUGCCAUUUCCAGCUAUCUCUACCUGGUUUUCCCCUAUGGCUACUUUAGUGAAAAGAGGAGCUUUGAUUGAGAUCCCACAAAGUUAGAAGCACUUCUUUUGAAGGAGUUUUACCAUCCUAAUGGCUAGGGGCAUAUAAUUUCCUAAACCAAAUAACCACAAUAAUGUUUAUCAUGCUGUAUAGACCUAGCUAUUGUGGUUUAUAAAUGUUGACGAAUGAUUUAUCAUGGUCUGUGAACACAGCCAAUUAACUUAUUCAGUAAGAUUAAGUAACUGUGGUUUAGUGCAGUGGUAAAUAUUUUGGUUGAGAUGGAGAUGUUUCGAAGUAUAUAGAGUGACAUCUAAUACCGAUUUCUUUCUGGACUCAUGACUGGAUUAGCCUUGAAUAUGAAUCUUCUUUCUCACUCAGCUGUGCAGUUUUUAAACCAUGUAAGAACUCUGAAAUAAUGUAUUUUCAUUCCAUCAAACAAAAUUUAUAAUCCUGUGUUUCCAUUCAAAAGAAGGGUUUUGGUGGAGCAGAUCAUUGGAUGCUAAUUGGAACCACACAAGGAAGGCAUGAAAGCACUAGCAUCCUCCUUUUUUAAUAUGUAGCCAGCAUGUUCUGUGUACUGCAUCCGUAUUCUCUGGAAACCUUUAGUAUAGAUAAUCUUUAUAAAGGAUUUGGGUCUUAAUAUUUUACCUGAAUAAUUUAUAGCUGGAUUUUGUGAUUUUUUCAGGGCAAGAAAUAGCUUUCCUUUGUAGAAAAACUGAAUUUUGAAGAUCAACAAUAAAAAUGCCAUCUUCAAAAUUGUAAGUUUCUUUUCCCUUUCAAAUCUAAUAUUCUCAGGUUCUUGAUCUGAUUGGCAAAUUCAUAUAAAGCAAAGAUACCAAUAGUUGUUAAGUAUAUGCUGGGGGUAUCUGCUUAAGAUGUAAAUGAAUAGAAUAUUUUUUUAAAUGACAUUAAAGUUCUGAUGCAUCAAAGAGCAUUAACGUAGUUGGAAGGGCUGCUACUCCAACACUUUGUAGUUCUUAGGUGCCUAAUUAUUCAUUUAACUUUUUGCAGCCUUUUAUAGGGAGAACUACAGUAGAUGCUGCAAGAGCACACUUUGUGCCUUGCAGGAAUAAGUUGUGGUUCUGGUUUUUAAAAUGUAAGCCUUUUCUGAAACUUGAGUCUCCUGGUUAAUCUUGUUCUUCUGAUGAAUGAAUGCUUGCCAUUCCAUCUCCCAUUUUAUUACAAAUCCUGGUUGGUAGAUGAACCCAUGAAACUGCCUUAAAGUGACUUAGAUUGGUCUGUCUAGUUCAAUAGAUUUUUUUUUUAAUUUAUUAUGAAGGGUUUUUUUUCCCAUUCCAGUAGUUAUCAUUGGUGAACAUACGGAUCUUAUGUCAACUGUAGAAAUUAACCAUAGGACAUUUUUCUCUUCCACUGAGAAAAGUUAUUUCCUUAUUCUUCCACCCAAUACAUGCUAAAAACAAGACAUUUAACUUAAAACGCAGUGCUGCUUUUCUGUGGUAAAUACGUAUCAAGUGGAUUGAUGCGCACUAUAGAAAGCUGCCAUUUAACGAGGAUGUGAGGCCUGAGCACCCCAUUUUCUCAUAUAUUAAUGAUCAGUUUAAUAUCAGUAUCUUAAACCAGCUGCCACUCUUACUACUAUUGCAAGACUAAAUCUGGAGAGGACACAUCUUUCCCAGUAUUUCCUCUUUUGAAGGAAAAGCUGAAGCUUGAGAAUUCAUGCCUGUUAAAAUAAACAGGAUUACCAAAUUCCUUUUUUAUUAUUUUGCCCUUGUUUUUGAAGUUUCAUAUAAAAUAAGUGGGGGAAGAAGUUUGAUUGAGAAUGAAUUUGCUUUUGUGUUUUAAUAUUUUAAAAACUGCACAUUUAAGGCAUGAAUACAAUAAUACAAAAAAUAUAUAGGUAAUCCUCAAGUUACAAACGUAAUAAAGCCUGCCAAUUACAUUCAUAAUCCAAAAAUUCGUUAAUUGUAUCAUGUUAAAUGAAUGAGCCCCCUCUGCUUUCCCCAAUGCAUUUGUUAGUCAAAUGCACAGGUCAUUAAGUGCACAUGAUGUAUCUCAGAAUGGGGAAGACCCAUGGGGGGAGGGGUUAGUGCUGGAACAGGCCAUCCAAGGCCUCCCCUCACCCAUUGAGAUAUCUCAUGUUUCGCUUGCAAUGGGGUCUCCAUAGUUCCUUGGGCCUUUUCCACACCAAUCCUGUAUCACCAAUUGCUCACUUUCCUUUCAAAAAUCUCCAGAACAGGCUGACCCACAUGGCAGAAAAGCAGCCAUCUUUUUCUCAGAUGCUGUUUUCCUUAGAUCUUGCAUUCUUACACACGUUUUUGCGCAGAGAAUGGAAUCAUCUCUAAGAACACAAGAUCUAAGGAAAAUAGCUUCACCAGCAUCUGAGUAAAAGAUGGCCACUUUUCUGCCACGAGGCCAGCAUCGUUUGGUCCCGUCCUGGGUGGCGCCACGGGUACCUUCUGCGUGCUGCUGGUUUGAAUGAGUGGCUUCGGGGAUUGCAGUGUGAAAGCGGCAGCAGCCAAUCAACAUGGGGCAUUUUUCACACUGUUUUGACUAGAGGAGAAGGCGGGAGCCACUUCGGGGAUUAUGGUGCAAACUCAGGGGAGGCCGUCAAUCAACACAAGGCAUUUUUUUGCAGUGUUUUAGCUGGAGGAAGAGGCGGGACCACUGGGCAGUUGGGCAGCUGGUUGGGACAGCAGCGGAAAAGCCGAGCUGAAGCCAGGGACACCCGAGCCCCUCGCAGUGAGCCAGUCAUUGCAGUUGGUGGAUGCCAUGCCUGAGAGUCCCAUCCACCCAUACUUGCUCACCUCCUGCAGUGCCUUAGGUGCCAAAGCCUGAGGCAUACCCCUGGCAGCGGUGAAUGGGCGUACCAAGCUCUCCAUCUCUCUGCCUCCAUGGCGGCAACUGGUAAGGUCCACGUGGGUUGGGGAGGAGCAGGUGGAAUCCAGUGGGCUAGCAAAGCAGGCCUAGUGCCUGAGAAGACCCAGCAGGGCAGGAUGGGUGGGGAGAAAUAGGCAGGAGGCAUGUUGCAGCAUCUCUGCAGUUGAUCAUAAGGGCAAAUGAUCGCUGUGAUGCUGCAACAUAUCUAACUUUGGGACCAGGUCGUAAGUACUUUUGGUGGGUGUCAUAACUUUGAACCAUCGCUAAGUGAACUGUCAUAACUCAAGGAAUACCAGUAUGGAGGAAAGUAUAGAAAAGAACUGAAGAACAUUAGAUGCUUAAGGGCAGGCUACAUCUAUUAAGCAUUCUUCGGAGUCCUCUUCCCAGAAAACCUUUUUUUAAAACACUGGAGCACUUUUUAAUGAUUCAGAUUUAGCUAUUUUAAGUAAAUAAAUUAUAAUAAUCACUUCCUGCUAUUUGUGGCAGAUGUAAGGGGUCUGCAAGUCCAUUUCCUGAUUAAAAUGUUACAUCAGUGUCAGCAGCCCUCAGACACUGGAUAGAUGGGCAGCUAGAUCUGCAGCUUGAAAAAUCUUGCAGAGUCAGUUAGUAGUUUCCACUUCCUUGCUACAAAAUCCUUUUUUUUUUAAGUCUCCAGGAAUCUCAGUACUAUUUCAGUUUUUCUUCUUUUUUUUUGCUACCUAUAAUGUUUACUCAUUUCAAGUAUACUAACACAAGAAUAACCAUGAUGCUAAUUAAAAUAUUUACAAGGGUUGUGUGUAUGGAAAGCGGUUCCAGAACCAAAGAUGUUUUUGUUAAUUGUGCUAGGUUGAGUAAUAGUGCAUACACAACCGUGGUAUGUAAUCCUAUAUCCUCAUUAUUGUGAGGUGAGAGAGUGUCUAUACAGUGCAAACAAUUAGUACUACUGUGUCCUCGCAUUGUUUUCAAAUAUAAUGUGCCCAUACAAUUUUCAGACAUUGCUUAGAAGCAUAGAAACAGGCCAUGUGUCACAUCUAACUCAUACUUUACAUGACAGAUCAUAACUGGAUUUGCAAUAAUUAUUGCAUUGUAUGCCAGUAAACACAGAGACAUAAACUAAUCAUCUGUGGGCAACCUCAGGUCCCAGGGCUUGUGUUCUGCAAAUCCCCGAGAAGUACAUGGCAUUUUCUUAACAUUUUAAUGUUAACUACUGUAUACAGUAGAUGCAAUUGCAAUGCUGUGAAUCAGGUUUCAGUUUCCAUUAUUACUCUCAUAUGUAUAUCACACACACUCCCAAAAGGAGUAACGUGCUUUUAAGAGGGGCAAGUUGGAAAUCAUGAAUUUGGCACAUCACACCACAUUUGGUGGUAUGUUAUGGAUUUCAAACCCAUGUCUGCUUUGUUUCCUAGAUGCUUUGUAAUUGUUUUUGAACUUGAUCACCUCUUUUGUGUUAUUAAGAUUCUAGAGGAAAUACCGUUGGAUAAUGGAAAAACCUGUGUGUUAAUGUAAAUCAUUUUCCAGCUGGUGAGCUAAGGAGCAUAGCGGUCAAUUUCUGGUGGAAAUUUGACUGUUAUGCUUCAUUUUUCAUGGAAGCUCACAGAGUUCAGACCAAACAUCCUGUUAGAACAAACAUUCAGGCACACAUUUACACUGUAAUGCAGAUGACAGGCUGUAGAUAGCUGGAGAUACAAAAGAGGAAAACCUGGUUGCCUUCAGUGCUUUUUAUUUGUAAUCUGAACUGCAUCACUAAGGAAUUUAUUGGAAUUUAUUUACAGAAUGGUACUCGUAUAUAUAUCUAUAUCUAUAUAUAUGGGAUUUUAAAGAUUCUAUAAUGCUGUGUAGGAUGGAUCUAUAUAUACAUGUGUGUGUAUGUGUGUGUGUAUGUAUAUAUCUCUCUCUAUAUAUAUCUAUAUAUAUAGAUCCAUCCCGUACAUUGCAGUGGGUGUGAUGAUAGUAUUUUAAUAUUUGUACAAAAUUUAAUUUAAUUUCAAUUCUAUGUAUAUAACUGCAUUUCUAAAUUAAAAUACCUUUUGAAGUCAA